UUCAAAUAAACCAGAACGAUAAGCUAGCCAUGGAAAAUGAGGUGACGGUGCUAGGAUUAUCUGUCUCUGCUCUUCCCAUCAAAUAUAUGGGAUUACCUCUAACAACAAAGAUCAUGACUCGAUCAGACUACCAGGCGCUGAUAGAUAAGAUCCGGAAUCGGUUCCUCUGUUGGUCUAGCUUUCGCACUAGCAGGGUUGCUGCGACGAAAUCGAUAGCUUAUGCUCGGCUUUUCUUUGGAGUGGCUCACCUAAUAGCCAUAGUAAAGCAAAAGUAGCCUGGAGUGAAGUGUGUUUACCGAAAUUGGAGGGAGGUUUAGGAUCACAGCGGGUCUCCGACAUGGCCAAGGUCUUUGCUUUGAAACUCAUUUGGCGUCUUCACUCUAAGUCUGAUUCUCUGUGGCCAAUUUGGGUCCAUAAGUAUCUAUUGAAGAACGAGGUAUUCUGGGAUGCAAGGGAUAGUGUUACAGGGUCUUGGGUCUGGCGGAAGUUGUUGAAGCUCCGGCCAGUGGCUAAUUUUUUUCUCAAGUUGGCGAUAAAGAAUGGAGAGUCGGUUAAGUUCUGGCUCGAUAUCUGGCACCCUAUGGGGCAUCUCAUUGAUGUCUCUGGGGAAAUAGGCACUCAGAAGCUUGGGAUCUGUCGCAAUGCCCGUGUUUGUGAUGUUGUGGUCGGAACAGAGUGGAGAUUCCGAAGCACUCGUGACCGCACGCUCCAGGCCAUCGUUUCACAGGUUAGGAGCUUUCCGGUCACUAUAACCCCGGAUGAAGAAGAUGAAUUAAUGUGGAAGCAUGGUCAGGACGAUAUCAGGGAUAGUUUCUCAUCAAACAAAACUUGGAGUUUGAUCUGUGAUCCCAUAGAAAAUGUUGCAUGGCAUCGUGUGAUCUGGUUCCAACAGGGAGUUCCCCGGUUCGUGUUUUUUUGCUUGGCUAGCAAUAAAAGACAGGCUUUCUAAAGGGGGUCGUAUGUGUAAUUGGGAGCUGACGCAGCCUUGUUUAUUCUGAGGAGAACCUGUGGAGACUCGAGAUCAUCUAUAUUUUGCAUGUCCUUACACAUACAGUUUGGAUAGAAGUCGUUGGUAACCUGUUUGGAGAUGCACCUGACCCAGACUGGGAAACUACGUUGGAGAGAAUCACAGCUCGAGCAACUGAUCAUCUAUCAGCCAUUCUCUUGCGCCUGGCACUCCAAGUAAGCUAUCUACUACAUCUGGAUUGAAGAAUAAUAGAAAGCAUAACCACACAACGAAACCUGCAAGCUAACUCUGUAAAGAGAUUGACAAAACAAUCCGUAACAGGAUCCUUUCUACCAAGUAGUAUGAGUCUCAGAAGCUGUACUGUAUUAUGCAAUGUUGGUUCUCCACCCGGGGUGCGAUUAUCGAUUGAUCACUUUAGAUUUCAUUGCUAUUAGACAAAAGGAAACAAAAACUGGUCUCUUUGUACAUAUUCUUUUUUGACUGAUUAAUGAUCUAACAUUU
Messenger RNA from Brassica napus (rape), 1468 nucleotides. RefSeq lists its product as uncharacterized. NCBI's taxonomy places the organism in Eukaryota, Viridiplantae, Streptophyta, Magnoliopsida, Brassicales, Brassicaceae. The transcript is spliced from 2 exons. The record is from RefSeq and is a predicted model, not a curated record. The coding region runs from base 338 to 949 and encodes 203 amino acids.